Messenger RNA from Mauremys mutica (yellowpond turtle), 922 nucleotides. Its product is annotated as phospholipase A2-like. Gene Ontology annotation, molecular function: phospholipid binding; calcium ion binding. The transcript is spliced from 4 exons. Lineage: Eukaryota; Metazoa; Chordata; Testudines; Geoemydidae. The record is from RefSeq and is a predicted model, not a curated record. Gene Ontology annotation, biological process: phospholipid metabolic process; lipid catabolic process; arachidonate secretion. Bases 377 to 838 code for a protein of 153 amino acids.
UCCCUUCCAGCAGCCCCUCCCUACAGGAAUGAUAUGCAAAUAGAGGCACAGAGCCCUGCUGGCAGAAAAAGGGGAAAGGAUUGUGCAGCAGGCUCAGCGCACAGGGCACUUGGGAUUCCAGAGGGGAGUGUCUUACUUGUGUGUGUGUGUGUGCGUGCGUGCAUGUGUGUGUGUGCGUGUGUGUGUAUAUAAAACUUUGGAGCAGAUAUGGGAGCAGCAGCCUAGGAAGAGUGUUAUACACAUCCAUGCCUUGGUUCACCUGGUAUACCAGCUGAGAGCAGCUCUGCAGGGAGACCCCAGCCACUCAGCCUGAGUGUACGAGAGAGUGUUAGAAAGGGAGAGGCAUAUUGAGCGCUGACAACCCUCUAACUUCUCAAUGGGGCUCUGGCUGCUGGUGCUGCUGGUGCUUCAGGCAGUUUGGAAAGGCGCGCUGGGGAAAACCCAUUCUUUGCAUACAAGAGGACUCAUUGAAUUAGCAGGAGCCAUAUCCUGUGGCACAGGACGCAAUGCUUUGGCGUAUCUAGGUUACGGAUGCUACUGUGGUCUGGGAGGACGAGGUUGGCCUAAAGAUAAAGUAGACUGGUGCUGCCACAAGCAUGACUGCUGCUAUGACAAGGCAGAGCGGGAAGGCUGCAGCCCCAAGAUGCAGAGAUACGAAUGGACUUGUGAACACAAUGCUGUGGUGUGCGAUACACUGACAGAUAGAUGCCAAAAAAUGGUGUGCCAAUGCGACCAAGAAGCAGCCAAGUGUUGGGGCACAGCCUCUUAUAACCCACAUUAUGUCCUCUGGCCAGAUUUCUUAUGUGGACAGACUACUCCCACGUGUCAUGUUAGUUAAAAAUUGGGGGACAAGACUAAUCUUCCGGGGACAUUUUUCUAAUUUCUAAGAUACUGUAAUAAAAUUGUUCAUCUUUGAUCAAGA